CCGUGACGUAACGCCGGAGCGCCUGGCAACCAGGACCGGGUGAUUCAUUCUAAAGUUGGACUGAUAGCUUUGCUUAGUUUCCCAAAAUAAAAAUGUCUAUAACGUGGAUAAACGUGAACGACUCUGUUUUGAAGUAAUACGUUUGUUUGCAUUACAUAAUUAUCCGACCAUGAAGUUGCUCCAUAAAGAUAUUGAGAAAGAUUAUGCCGGUCAGGUGACUCUGGUGCCAGAGGAGGCGGAGGAUAUGUGGCACACCUACAACCUGCUCCAGGUGGGCGACAGCCUGAGAGCCUCAACCAUCAGAAAAGUGACGACAGAGUCUACAACCGGAAGUGUGGGCAGCUCCAGAGUACGGUGUACUCUGACAUUAUCCAUAGAGGCUAUCGACUUUGACUCCCAGGCCUGCCAGCUGAGAGUAAAAGGCACGAACCUCGAGGAGAACCAGUAUGUCAAGAUGGGGGCUUACCACACUAUUGAGCUUGAGCUCAACAGGAAGUUCACUCUCGCUAAAAAGAACUGGGACAGUGUCGUGCUGGACAGAAUUGAGCAAGCGUGUGAUCCAGCACAGAAGGCAGAUGUGGCAGCUGUGGUCAUGCAGGAAGGUCUGGCCAACCUGGUUCUGGUGACGCCCGCCAUGACUCUGCUCCGUGCCAAAGUGGAAGUCACCAUUCCUCGCAAGAGAAGAGGAAGCUGCACUCAACACGAGAAGGCGCUGGAGAGGUUCUACGAGGCCGUGAUGCAGGCAAUUCUCCGCCACAUCAAUUUUGAUGUGGUAAAGUGCAUGCUGGUGGCCAGUCCAGGGUUUGUGAAGGACCAGUUUAUGACCCAUCUGUUUAAAGAGGCUGUACGCCAGGACAAUAAGAUUCUACUGGAGAACCGUCCCAAAUUCAUUCUGGUCCACUCGUCAUCAGGUCAUAAAUAUUCACUCAAAGAAAUCCUUUGUGACCCCACUGUGACAAGCCGGCUUUCGGAUACAAAGGCAGCGGGAGAGGUUAAAGCACUCGAGGACUUCUAUAAGAUGCUUCAGCAUGAGCCUGACAGAGCUUUCUAUGGUGUUGCUCAUGUAGAGAAAGCUGCUGAGGCCCUCGCCAUCGACACCCUGCUAAUAAGUGAUAAUCUGUUCAGGCAUCAGGAUGUCCCCACGAGGAGUCGUUACGUCCGGCUGGUAGACAACGUGAGAGACAAUGGUGGCAACGUCAGGAUGUUCUCAAGCCUUCAUGUUUCUGGUGAACAACUGACCCAGCUAAGCGGGGUAGCUGCCAUCUUGCGGUUUCCCAUUCCCGACCUAUCAGAACCAGAAGAUGACAGCAGCUCAGACGAAGAAUGAUCCGCACCCACGGGCCGUGUCUCACUGGGAGGAAACACCGCUGCAGAUAACGUAACACUGAGGUUAUUCUUUGUGUUGUUGAAUAAUAAAACUGCUGCAUUGUAAUGGAGGCUUUCUACCCUGGCGCCUCUUUAAAAUCUAACACACGCUUUUCUGAUGUGGCUAUACUUGCACGUUAUUGGAUGGGACUUUAAAGUGCUCAGAGUUUGGUUUGAAGGUGACGCUGUCUUUCAGAAGUGCAGCUUAAGUGAAACUCAAAAACCAAGAAUUCAUAACAAUGACAAGAAUGUAACUUCAGGUGCCAAAAAUAACAAAAAGAACAGAACAACUUUGUAGUAGCAGAUAAAUCAGUUAUUUCUCUUUUUUUCCAAUGUACAUACAACUUAUGUUUCUUGCUAUUAAACAAACUGAAGCAUGCAAUUACUUCUGUCGUUUACUUUAUCAC
Messenger RNA from Cololabis saira (Pacific saury), 1772 nucleotides. RefSeq names its product pelota mRNA surveillance and ribosome rescue factor (gene pelo). Gene Ontology annotation, biological process: ribosome disassembly; RNA surveillance; nuclear-transcribed mRNA catabolic process, non-stop decay. NCBI's taxonomy places the organism in Eukaryota, Metazoa, Chordata, Actinopteri, Beloniformes, Belonidae. The coding region runs from base 170 to 1327 and encodes 385 amino acids. Gene Ontology annotation, cellular component: cytoplasm. The transcript is spliced from 13 exons. The record is from RefSeq and is a predicted model, not a curated record.